AUGUCGUCAUUUUUUAGCCAUUUAACCAGUAUUCUAAGGAUUUUAUGUAUAUUAACCUUCUUGCAAUUGUGUUGUGCAAACGAGCACGAUUCUGUAUGUUUGGAAGGGGAUAGUGCGAAUUGUCCAGAACCAAUUCAUACAGUAAUUCGUCUGGCUAAAAGAGAUGAUAUUCUUGCAAGGCAGAUUGCAGAACAAAAUGGCAUGGUGGUCAAGGGGAAACCGUUCCUUGGCUCUCAUUAUUUUUUGGAACACUCAGCGAAAAGAACAGGAAGGCACAAGAGAGCUAUAGUUGAAAGGCUCCAAGAUCAUCCAGCUGUUGAAUGGGUUGAUGAACAACGACCAAGACGGCGUGUGAAGCGCGAUUUUUUACACGCUGACUUUCGACGAAAUCAGGGGGAUGGAAUGAAUAGUGUUUCUGGCGCUUCUUUCCCAACAAAGUUUAUUCCUCAAUUACCGUGGAAAGAUCCCUUAUAUAGUGAGCAGUGGUACCUGAAUGGUCAUGCUGAAGGAGGGUAUGACAUGAAUGUCAUAAAUGCUUGGAUGUUAGGUUACGCGGGCCGUAAUGUAUCUGUUUCUAUACUUGAUGACGGGAUACAAAGGGAUCAUCCUGACUUAGCUCGAAACUAUGAUCCACGUGCUAGCACUGACAUCAACGAUCAUGAUGAUGACCCUACGCCGCAGAAUAAUGGUGAUAAUAAACACGGGACGCGAUGUGCUGGUGAAGUUGCUGCCGUAGCCGGUAACGAAUAUUGUGGAGUAGGCAUUGCUUACCUUGCAAAAGUUGGGGGCGUUCGGAUGCUUGACGGGCCGGUUAGUGACAGUAUUGAAGCAGCCAGCUUGUCUCUCAAUCAAGACCAUAUCGACAUUUACUCUGCAAGCUGGGGUCCUGAAGACGAUGGAAAAACGUUUGACGGACCUGGUCCUCUGGCACGUGAAGCGUUCUACAGAGGAAUUAAAGAAGGACGAGGCGGAAAAGGCAACAUCUUCGUGUGGGCCAGUGGUAAUGGAGGUGCAAGACAAGACAGCUGUUCUGCAGAUGGAUACACAACAUCUGUUUAUACGCUUAGCAUAAGUUCUGCGACUUUUGAUAACCGUCGUCCUUGGUACCUUGAAGAAUGUCCAUCAAGUAUUGCCACUACCUAUAGCAGUGCCAAUGUUAAUCAGCCUGCAGUUGUGACAGUUGAUGUUCCUAAUGGAUGUACUCGCACACAUACUGGUACAAGUGCGAGUGCUCCUAUGGCUGCCGGUAUAAUCGCUUUGGCGCUUGAAGCAAAUCCUAACCUGACGUGGCGUGAUAUGCAGCAUUUGGUGCUAAGAACAGCAAAUCCAACGCCGUUGUUGAAAAAUCCUGGUUGGUCGAAGAAUGGUGUUGGAAGAUACAUUAGUAAUCAGUUUGGUUAUGGAUUAAUGGAUGCUGCAGCCUUAGUCAAACUUGCUAGGAUGUGGAGGACUGUUCCAGAACAGCAUAUGUGUACUUACGAGUACACGCUACAAAGCCCGAAUCCUAGACCUGUGACUGGAAACUUUCGUGUCAAUUUUACCUUAGAAGUAAGUGGGUGUGAAAGUGGUACACCAGUUAUAUACCUAGAGCACGUCCAAGUACUCGCUACUAUUCGGUUCGGUAAACGAGGGGAUUUGAAGUUAACUUUGUUCUCACCGCGCGGAACCACUUCUGUUCUGUUGCCUCCUCGUCCUCAAGAUUUUAAUCAAAAUGGGUUUCACAAAUGGCCCUUCCUUACUGUACAAAUGUGGGGUGAGGAUCCACGAGGCACCUGGAUCCUUAUGGUUGAAUCAGUCAGCUCAAACAGGAACAUCGGAGGAACAAUUCAUAACUGGCAGUUACUACUUUACGGAACUGCGGAUCCUGCACAGCCAACAGACCAACGUUACCCAGCUGCAAUGAAGACGUCAUCGGGAACAUCGCUUUUAGGCCGUGCCACACAGCAGUUGACAUCUCAGGUGCGACAAACCAUAAAACUGCGCACUCGUUAUCCACGUUCACCUUUUUAUUUGCUUACUGCUAACGCUGGUUUUUAG
Enterobius vermicularis (human pinworm) is the source of this 2037-nucleotide messenger RNA. The record is from the annotation of a GenBank genome assembly. Lineage: Eukaryota; Metazoa; Nematoda; Chromadorea; Rhabditida; Oxyuridae.